This is a messenger RNA of Megalops cyprinoides (Indo-Pacific tarpon), 2580 nucleotides long. RefSeq names its product proprotein convertase subtilisin/kexin type 1 (gene pcsk1). Gene Ontology annotation, cellular component: trans-Golgi network; Golgi membrane. The coding region runs from base 283 to 2568 and encodes 761 amino acids. Lineage: Eukaryota; Metazoa; Chordata; Actinopteri; Elopiformes; Megalopidae. Gene Ontology annotation, biological process: protein processing. Gene Ontology annotation, molecular function: serine-type endopeptidase activity. The record is from RefSeq and is a predicted model, not a curated record. The transcript is spliced from 14 exons.
AGCCCUUCGUAAUUUGACGUGUAAACAUUUUUUUCCCUUUCCAUGGUUUACUCUGUAGCUUUCUACGUUUAUUCAACAAGGCAACGAGGCGGCUAUAGGUUCGCUUCUUCUCAGCUGUUCGCCAGAUAGAUCUGUAGAUAAGUGUACAUAUUAGAAAUAUAAACAGAAACAACGAAAGGGCGCGCACGCAUUUCUUUAUUGCUGCCUUGCUUUCCAUCUCCCCUGGUGGCUUUGUACAUAGAUAUAUAAAUCAAUAUAUUUAAUAUAGCUGUGUUUUUUGCAAUGGAUGUGAGAUGUCGCCGGCUGGUGAUGUGCUCGACUCUUGUGGUUUUCUGUGCCGUGGUGUGCGCUGUGGACCUCGCUGCCGGGAACAGACAGUAUGUGAACGAAUGGGCGGUGGAGAUACCAGGAGGACUCGAUGCUGCCCGGGCGAUCGCCAAAGAACUGGACUACGAACUGGUCAGACAGAUCGGGGCGCUAGAAAACCAUUACUUAUUCAAACAUCACAGCCAUCCCAGGAGGUCCAAACGAAGUGCCGAGCACAUCACCAAGCGGCUGUCGGAGGAUGAGCGGGUGUCGUGGGCAGAGCAACAAUAUGAAAAGCAACGCAGGAAGAGGGCGCCGCUGGGGGCGGAGUGCAGCGACUGCCCUGUGGACAAGCUGUUCGAUGACCCCAUGUGGAACCAGCAGUGGUACCUGCAAGACACCAGGACGAAUCCCUCUCUGCCCAAACUGGACCUCCACGUGAUCCCUGUGUGGAAGAAGGGGAUCACAGGGAAGGGCGUGGUCAUAACCGUGCUGGACGACGGGCUGGAGUGGAACCACACGGACAUCUACCCCAACUACGAUCCGGCAGCAAGUUACGAUUUCAAUGACAACGACCCUGACCCCUUUCCGAGAUAUGACUCAACCAAUGAGAACAAGCAUGGGACCAGAUGUGCCGGCGAGAUCGCCAUGCAGGCAGAUAACAACAAGUGUGGUGUGGGCGUGGCAUACAACUCCAAAGUUGGAGGUAUUCGGAUGCUGGACGGGAUUGUUACGGACGCCAUCGAGGCGAGCUCCAUCGGCUUCAGCCCCGACCACGUAGACAUCUACAGCGCCAGCUGGGGGCCCAACGACGACGGCAAGACAGUGGAGGGGCCUGGCCGCCUGGCUCAGAAGGCCUUCGAGUACGGCAUCCAGAAGGGACGAGGCGGAAAAGGUUCGAUCUUCGUGUGGGCCUCCGGGAACGGGGGCAGGCAGGGGGACAACUGCGACUGCGACGGCUACACGGACAGCAUCUACACCAUCUCCAUCAGCAGCGCCUCCCAGCAGGGGCUGUCCCCCUGGUACGCCGAAAAGUGCUCCUCCACCCUGGCCACCGCCUACAGCAGCGGGGACUACACCGACCAGAGAAUUACCAGCGCUGACUUGCACAAUGAAUGUACAGAGACACACACUGGAACUUCUGCCUCUGCACCCCUGGCUGCUGGGAUCUUCGCUCUGGCCCUGGAGCAAAACCCCGAUCUCACCUGGAGGGACCUGCAGCACCUGGUGGUGUGGACCUCGGAGUUUGACCCGCUCGCCAACAACCCCGGUUGGAAGAAGAACGGCGCCGGGCUCAUGGUCAACAGCCGCUUCGGGUUCGGGCUCCUGAAUGCCAAGGCUUUGGUGGACCUGGCUGACCCCAAGGUGUGGAAACACGUCCCUGAGAAGAAGCAGUGCAUUGUGAAGGAUGAGACCUUCCAGCCCAGGGCAUUAAAAGCCGCCGGGGAGAUCACGAUCGAGAUCCCCACCAAGGCCUGCGCCGGGCAGGACAACGCCAUCAAGUCGCUGGAGCACGUGCAGCUGGAGGCCAGCAUCGACUACACCAGGAGGGGGGACCUGCACAUCACCCUCACCUCCCCAUCAGGCACCAGCACCGUCCUGUUGGCGGAGAGAGAACGGGACACCUCCUCCAACGGCUUCAAGAACUGGGACUUCAUGUCCGUGCACACCUGGGGAGAAGACCCGGCAGGGACCUGGACCCUGAAGAUCACAGACAUGUCUGGGAGGAUGGAGAACGAGGGCCAGAUCGUCAGCUGGAAGCUGAUCUUGCACGGCACGUCAGAGCGCCCAGCACACAUGAAGACAGGGAGGGUGUACAUCCCGUACAACGCCGUUCAGAAUGACCGCAGGGGCGUGGAAAGGAUGGAGGAAGCCCCCACUGAGGCUCAGAAGCCCCUGCCAAAAUCCCAGCCAGCCACAGGCUCCUCUCCAGGGGGAGCAGUGGAGGAGAGGGCACCCUCUGCUGCCCUCAUGCGUCUCCUCCAGACCGCCUUCAACAGGCAGACGCCGGCCAGCAAAUCCCGCCCCGUCCGACCCCAGCCGCACCCCAGCCCCAGCGACCAGGAGGAGGAGAGCCCCAGCCCUCAGAUGCCCUACCAAAACCUCUACCAGGCCCUGGACAGGCUGAACCGGUUCAAAGGCCCAGAGGAAAGCCUGUACAGCGAUUACAGCGACGGCUUUUACAGCGCCAAGCCCUACAGGCACCGGGACGACAGAUUGAUCCAGGCCCUCUUCGACAUGCUCUCGGACGACAGCCAGUGAGACGGGCACCAG